AUGAGCAGCGCGCGCGCGCAGCGGGUCGCGCGGGCACUGCGGUCGCUUAUGCCUCCAACAGCGGGCAGCCAGGGCGCGGCGGCGUCGGCUGCAGCGGCCGAGGUCGGCGCGCGGCGCGCGUGCCACCUCCACACCUGUAUGGCUCCGACGACGCUAGGUCGCCUGGCGCGCGUGUCGUCCGCGGGCGGCAGGAACGGGCUGUUGGCUCACACCCAGACCACCUCGCCCGCGCAGCGAGCGGAAUAUGGCAACAGGGGCUUUUUCGGAUCCGCCAGGGACUCCAAGAAGUACCACGAACGCAAGCUGCUGCAUUACUCGCCGGACCAGCUCUACAGCGUCGUGUCGGACGUCCCGAAGUACAGCAGCUUUGUUCCGUGGUGCGUGGGGUCCAAGGUCGUGGGGAACGAGGGGGAAAACGUCAUGCUCGCCGAGCUCGAAGUCGGCUUCCAAAUGCUCAGCGAACGCUACACCUCGCGGGUCGAGCUCGAGGAGGGGCGCGCGGUCAAGUCCCGCGUGGUCGACUCGGCGCUGUUCCACCACCUCGACUCGACGUGGCGGAUGCUGCCGGGCCCGCGGCCGGGGACGGCGUGGCUGUCGUUCGAAGUGGACUUCUCGUUCGCGUCGCCGCUGCACGCGCAGCUCGCGCACGUGUUCUUCGACGAGGUGGUGCGGCGCAUGAUGGCUGCGUUCGAGGGGCGCUGCGCGGAGCUGUACGGCGGACCCGUGCACGCGAACGCGCGCCGGCGGGCCAAGCAGCACGGGUGA
Messenger RNA from Pedinophyceae sp. YPF-701, 765 nucleotides. The record is from the annotation of a GenBank genome assembly. Lineage: Eukaryota; Viridiplantae; Chlorophyta; Pedinophyceae.